Molecule: messenger RNA, 2490 nt
Organism: Podospora pseudocomata
Lineage: Eukaryota; Fungi; Ascomycota; Sordariomycetes; Sordariales; Podosporaceae
Exons: 1
Coding region: 1-2490 (829 amino acids)
Source: RefSeq, a predicted model, not a curated record
AUGAUGGUUGGUUUGUCAACAUCCGCCAUGUCUCAUGACCGAGAUAUAUCGCUUGACAACGACACCGAAGCACCUGAACUGCCAUGCACAAUAUGUGAGGGGCAACACCCUCCCAACCCACGCUUAUGCGGCAACUGUCAGUCUUGGAAUGAUCUCCCCCACCUUCGAAUUUGCGACGAGCCAAGCUACCUGAAGUUGGACGCUUAUCGUUUCAUGAACCGCGGGUCUCAGGGGCCUAGAGGUGUUCACCCACACACAUUCGACGACAUAGCAUACCAGGACCUCAAUGCCUUCAAAGGUCGUCGAGGCUGUAUGAUAUGUCAGCUCGUCAGCGACUCAGUUCAACAUUUCGGCCAGCAGCAUAUUUCUAAUGGCUCAAAAUCUGCCCUCAAGUUUGGUCUGUGGAGGCCAUUCCUGAUGAGGCAUGUUGCCUCAACAGCCUACACAGAUUCGUCAACUCUCACAGCAGCACCAUCGCCGAACCCCUCGCUUACAGGCCGAAUCUGUAUUCUACCCGGCGUCAUCCUUACUCAAAGCAACGGGACCUCUUCAUUCACACCCCUCGUCCUCAAGCUGGUGCUUUAUUACCGCCACGACAGCUACGAUCUCCAGCAUGUCGAAAAAUGGAUGCCAAAUCCCAUCUCACUCCCCAACUUGACCGCAUGGUUAGACGACUGCCGACAUAACCACGGAGACGAAUGUAACGACCUCCUCAUGCCAAUGGUGGCACCGCCAGGUCUCCGAUUGAUAGACACCCAACUCAACAGGAUCGUGGACUGGACAACACCCAACGCAGACUAUGUCGCGCUUAGCUACUGCUGGGCGGCAGCCACUCCAGAAACAACCUCUCCAACCCCAGCAGAUGACCUCCAACUUCAGCUCGACAACAUUGACCAACUUUCUCGUGAUCACGGUCUCGAUAUCAGCCGUCUUCCCCCAGUCCUGGCAGAUGCAAUCCAACUCUGCCGCGACCUCGGCAAACGCUACCUCUGGGUCGACAGACUCUGCAUCAUCCAGGACGACGCAAAAAGCAAACACUCCCAAAUCACCGCCAUGGAUCGCAUCUACCACAUGGCAGAUUUCACCAUUGUUGCCUUGAGUUCCAAACCCGGACUCCCGGGCGUUUCCUCCCGCCCCAAAGACACUUCCCCCGAAGCCCUUUACGGCCUAUGGGACGGCCCGUUUGAAAGCUCCAUCGGUCUUGCCUAUGGCCCUGCAGCAGACAGAGCUAUCAGAGGCUCAAGAUGGGAUGCAAGGGGGUGGACAUUUCAGGAACGAAAGCUGUCAAGAAGGUUGGUGUUUGUUGAUGAUCAGCGCGCGUAUUUUAGUUGUUACCAAGGUGCAAGAUGGGAGCAUGACACCCGGGUGGGGGCCGACACAGUCCAUGACUCUUCCACCUCGGGGCUGCAAGUUGAACCAAGUUUUGUUGCCUACGCCUGCUGCGCGAUUCCUUACUCCAUGAGGGAACUGUCCUUCCGAAGUGAUAUCCUCAACGCGUUUGCCGGGGUGGGGAAUGUGCUCUCGUCACGAAUGGAAACGGAGAUGUUGUUUGGGAUUCCGGAGCGGUAUCUCCUCCAGGGGCUGCUAUGGCGGUCAGAUGAUUUUGCCGUCGGGAGGGAUGAAACGUUGGGGAUCCCGAGUUGGAGCUGGGCGAGCUGGGACGGGAUAGUGGAUUACGGGCCUGGGUUUAGGGCUACGUUUGGGUUGAGGGGGGAAGGGGGUGGGAGUGCUGGCACGCCGAAUCUGUAUGGACCCGGGCUGAGGUAUUUUAGGGGGUAUUACCCCUCUGACGUGGGGAAUUUGGUGACGUUUUGGUAUUCUGAUAAGAAGCAGGUGAGGAGGGUGGUAGAGGACAAGACUUGGUUCGGGUUAGAAUACAUGACUGAGGAAGAGUUUUGGGAUUAUUUGGAUGAGGAGUGGAUGAGGGGGGAUAGACUGGCGGAGACGGGGGAGUGGGAGACGAGGGCGCAUUCGUGGAGGGGGUGUUGGCAUAAUCCUUGGAAGGCGAGACGGUACGAGGGGAUAAGUGAUGAAGCGAGGGGGAAAGGGGAAAGGACCCCGGGGUCGCUGGUGUUUACCACGACUUGCGCGUCGCUGUGGCUUCACCCGGCGAAACAGACAUUGUUCAACACGCCUGCUACGGCUGUCUGCUUUGACAUGAUGACCUCCGCCCCGAAGCCAGAUACGAACAUCGACAAGCUUCCCUUCGUUGGGAGGACAAUGCUCAUGGACAAGCAGUGGGCUGAGCAGAUCUUUGAUGAUCCAAGCAGGACGUACCGCGUCGUGGUUAUCGGGGCUGGGGUGGCGUGGGAUGUUCGGAGUUAUGGUCAACCUGGGUGGAAGGAUUUCGCGCCAGGAGCUCCAUGGGGUCUCUGUGUUUUGAUCACGGAAGAGAUAGAUGGGGUACUCUACCGUCUAGCCAGCGGUGUAAUCGACCUCAUCGCUUGGACAGAUUUGAGACCAUCAUGGGAGUCAGUGGUGCUUGGAUAA